GUAACCGCGAGUCAUUUUCUGAUUGCGUCACCAGAAAGCGUCACAUUCUCAAAAACCGUUUGGUUUAUUGUGUUUAUUUAGGGUGGAUGUGCCCCGGCUGCCAUCGACCCUCAAAAUGACCAAAUUACAGUUUUUAAAUGUAUUUUUGACCGAACGUUUGAUGUUAGCCGCCCAAGAGAUAUAUAAGCAAGUGGAAGAGACAAUAUUAGAAUACCAAGAAGAAAUAAUCCAGGGAAAGAGAGAGAAUGAUCAAUUGAGACGCAAGUUUGGGAUUCCAUGGCCAGACCGAGAGCCCUUUGCUCCUGUAGAAUCUGAGGAGGAGGGAGGCAUUGGGCAAAAGCAGGAACCAGAGCCAAGUCAGACUAUGGAGAAACAGGAGGGAAGGACCAGGAAGGAGGAAAAUCAGUUUAGAGGACCGGACUCUCAGUCUAUAUUCACUCCUUCCAAUGGAAAUGAUGACUAUGAUCAGAACCCACCUCAACACACCUCACUCAGUCAGUUCCAAACUCACACCGGGGAGAGUAGAGAGGGAGGCUCUCUGUCCAGCUCAUCAACAUCCAAACCAAUCAAAACAGAGACUGAAGGACUGGGUGUUUGUCCAUUUGAUCCGUCAAGUGACCCCAAUACAUUCUCUUCGUCAGUGAACCUUGACCUUUCGGCAGCACAUAGUGAGAACAGUGACUAUGAAAACACGGAUGACUUCUGGUGCUGUGCGGUGUGGAGGGAAGGCCAGGAGGAGGUGGAGGGUGUGGUUCCCAGUACCUGGGUGGUGGGAAGGAAGGUCCUGUGGCCUCCAGCCAAUGGGAGGAAGGCUCUGAAAGAGAGACACAAGCCAGGAGCCAAUUGGACGACAUAUGACCUUGUUAAGGUCAAACUAUUCUCAGAAUCUCUGGAAGAGUGUGAAGGCUACAGUAGGUCCAGUGAUGAGCUCACUGACAACGGAGACAGUGAGCCCAACACACAAAAGAAGAAGAGGAAGAGGAGGAAGAGAAGGACGGGUGAGGGGCACGUUACCGGCACUGAUCAGAUACCUCAAGGAGGACCCAGUGGAGAUGGAAGGAUACACACAGGUGUGUCAGGAUCCUCAAACUCUCCUCCUCUGAAGAGGAGAGCGAUGACGAAAUCUGGAACCCUGGAGGAGAGUUCUGGAGCUCUAGAAGCAGAACCUCAGCUGGAUCCGUCUGAGCUCAGAGGCCUUGACGACACACUCAACAAGGAGAGCUACCUCAUAGAGGGACCACACUCUUCUGACGCAUGGGAUUCUGUUUUUCCAACCUCUCAGUCCAGAGAGGGAACAUUCCUAAGUGGACAGGAUAUGAUGGGAAACCUGCUGAAUUCAACCCAAAGUUUUCCUCUUCCAAAUGACCAGUUCCAGGAGCAGGUCCUGGGUCUGCUGGUGGACAUCAGACAGUCAGUGUGGGAUCUAGGAGGAAGGGUGGGAGUUCUAGAACACUGGGGUGGUUCUAGGGGUUCUGGAACAGAUUUCCAUUUUGACGUGUGCAGAACCUACGAGGACAUGGCCAACCUGGAGAAAGUUCUAGAGCCUCCUGAGGUAGCUGCCCAGAUGAAACAGUUCCUGAGCAGGAUCGGUGGGAACACCUUGAGGGAAAAUGUCACCAGGGUGAUGGAGAGGCUGAUGACCAAUGAAUUGAUGAGUACCUUCAACAUGAAAGGAAGGAAAGGAACCAAGAAGAGUUUUCUCACACACUCCCUCAGUAAAAUCAUUAUUGACAGCAUCAUGAUCACCCACCCGUACGCCACAGAGUCUGCUGUGAUGCACCUGAUGGCCAACGUACUGAAGUACGCCCCAGACCGACGCGGAGGAGGAGGCAGACCCCCCAGACAGUCACCCCAGGUCCCCCAUACCCAGAGACAGCAACACAUCCAACAACACAUCAACAUCAAACAGGAGCAAGACUAUUAAUGCCUGGACACCUUCCUUCUAGCCUGCGUACCAGUCGGUUUGUGCUAUUAUUGUCAUGCCAAGGAGUGGGAUGAUAGCACAGACUGGUACCCAGGCUACCUUCCUACUCUACCUGGGUCAUAUUCACUAGUAGUCACCAAACCAGUGUUAAUUUCGUCAACAAAAAUAGUGACUAAAAUAUUCAGCAAGCACCUAUUUUUCAGUGGCAAUUGACAAGACUAUAACUAAAUAAAUAGACCCAGAAAAAGAACUAGAAACAAACUAAAAUUAUAUUUCAUUCCAGUUGACUAAAACUGGACGAGAAUAUAUGAUCUGACUAAAAUCAGAUAAGUGGACUGGCAAUAGUUUUUGGAGAUAUUGAGAGCUUUUCUGUGAUAAGCACAAUUAAUAUUAGCAAUGGGUAGGACUUGCCACAUCACCUGGUGA
Messenger RNA from Oncorhynchus gorbuscha (pink salmon), 2350 nucleotides. RefSeq lists its product as uncharacterized. The record is from RefSeq and is a predicted model, not a curated record. Bases 116 to 1924 code for a protein of 602 amino acids. Lineage: Eukaryota; Metazoa; Chordata; Actinopteri; Salmoniformes; Salmonidae. The transcript is spliced from 13 exons.